Closterium sp. Naga37s-1 is the source of this 799-nucleotide messenger RNA. The record is from the annotation of a GenBank genome assembly. Lineage: Eukaryota; Viridiplantae; Streptophyta; Zygnematophyceae; Desmidiales; Closteriaceae.
CUUCGGCGGUGCAGGGGCGCUCCGCUGCUUCACCCUUCCGCGAGCAGCGCACACGGCGCAGCAGAGCGUGCAGGUGUGGUGGCACGGGCGGCCCUUGAAGGGCGGCAGUGGGAAGCAGCGGGUGGGUGCGGUGUGCAAGCAUGUGCACUUCUUUGCCAACCCCGCCUGCAAGGGCAAGCCGCUGGGUCAGGUGCUCAAGCCGCAUUACUCCCUUCUGCGCAAAUUCUUCAAUGUUCCCAGCAUAAAGAAGGUCGCCCGAUGGACUUCUGUUUCCUGCCAGCCUGACGUCACCUGCGAGAACACCAAGUGUCCGAACAACUCCACAUGCACCCUAACGAGUGACGGCAAGGGCGUCACCUGUGCAUGUGACGAGGGCUUUGCUCAAAUCAAUGGCGCUUGCGACAAAUGUGCUGCAGUGGAUUGUGGGCCUAAUGGCAAGUGUGUGAAGAAGGAGAACGGGGAUGCAACCUGCGAGUGCGACUCGGGUUUUGAGAUGCCUCCUGACCAACUGCGUUGCGUCGCCUCUGCUGGCUCCACGAGCUUGUCUGCUGCUGCGGCGCUGCUGCUCUGCAGCGCUCGGUAUCAGGGUCGGGGUCAUCAGGGGCUGCAGUCCCAGCGUUUGCAUAUCAAGGUUCUCCUCCUCUUCAAGGUUCUCCUCCUCUUCAAGGUUCUCCUCCUCUUCAAGGUUCUCCUCCUCUUCAAGGUUCUCCUCCUCUUCAAGGUUCUCCUCCUCUUCAAGGUUCUCCUCCUCUUCAAGGUCCUCCUCCUCUUCAAGUUCCUCCUCUUCCUCUUAUUGUGA